Molecule: messenger RNA, 1746 nt
Organism: Penicillium concentricum
Lineage: Eukaryota; Fungi; Ascomycota; Eurotiomycetes; Eurotiales; Aspergillaceae
Product: deoxyribodipyrimidine photo-lyase PHR1
Exons: 2
Coding region: 1-1746 (581 amino acids)
Biological process (GO): circadian regulation of gene expression; entrainment of circadian clock by photoperiod
Cellular component (GO): cytoplasm; nucleus
Molecular function (GO): DNA binding; FAD binding
Source: RefSeq, a predicted model, not a curated record
AUGCCAAAGAGGAAGGCCGGCGAACCAGCAGCUGAACAGUCCAAUGGCUCACAUGCGAGCAAAAAGGGCCGGCCCGACUUGCACCAGCCGCACCCAAAUGCAAAGCAAACCGAGGACUUCGGCAUUGUUCUACGCCAAUUCUAUCCGCCAGAGAUGAACAAUGAACGCUGCCAAGCAUACAUUGAUGGCGACCUGGAACGCCCCAUCGAAACGCUACAGAAAGCUUGCCGGGAAACCGCCGACAAGCGCCAGUCGAUAAACGUGGGUAGUGCCGUGAUACAUUGGUUCAAGAGCGAUCUCCGGCUUCAUGACAGCAGGGCGCUGCACACGGCCUACCAGUAUGCGAAGGAGAAGCAGGUCCCAUUGAUCGGUCUAUAUAUCGUCUCCCCCGAAGAUUGGACUGCCCAUUUGACUAGCCCCGCUCGGGUGGACUUCACGCUGCGGACCCUCAAGCGAUUGCAACAGGACCUGGGGGAGUUGGAUAUCCCUCUGCACAUGGAAACACAGGAGAAAAGGAAGGCGAUCCCGAAACGGAUUGUAGAAUUGUGUCAACAAUGGGGCGCGAAGAACCUAUAUGCGAAUAUCGAGUACGAGGUAGACGAACUACGGCGCGAAGCUAAGCUUGUUAGACUCUGCGCCGAUAACGAUAUCAAUUUCGCUCCCACUCAUGAUGCCUGUGUGGUCACUCCAGGCGCGUUGGCUACCCAGCAAGGGAAACAAUAUGCUGUUUAUACUCCAUGGUACCGCUCUUGGUUGGCCUUUUUGAAAGAGAACCCGGAUUACCUCGAGGUGUCUGAAGAACCUGGGCCAAAUCCAGGGAACGCGCGCCAACAAUUCAAGGAUCUAUUCGAUUGCAAGGUGCCAGCACCUAAAACACACACCUUGUCGGACGAAGAGCAGAAACGUUUCGAGGAGCUUUACCCAGCCGGUGAGCAUGAAGCUCUCGAGCGACUGGACAAAUUCCUCGAGGAGAAGGGUAAGAAGUAUGAGGAGAUGCGGAGCAUGUUACCCGGUGAGCACACUUCGGCGCUGAGUCCUUACAUUGCAUGCGGAGCGCUCAGCGCACGGACUGCCGUUGUAACAGCGAAGAGGACCAACAAAGGCCAUCUCGAUCGAUAUGACCCCGGUUACAUGACCUGGAUCAGCGAGCUGGCCUGGCGUGACUUUUACAAGCAUGUGCUGGUAAACUGGCCGUUCAUCUGUAUGAACAAGUGCUUCAAGCCCGAGCAUACCAACAUUGAAUGGGAGUACGACAAGGACCUAUUCCAAGCGUGGUGCGAUGGCAAGACAGGCUUCCCGAUCGUCGACGCAGCAAUGCGCCAGCUCCGCCACUGCGCGUGGAUGCACAAUCGCAGCCGCAUGGUUGUCUCAUCGUUCCUGACCAAGGACUUGAUGCUCGAUUGGCGCCGUGGGGAGCGCUACUUUAUGGAGAAUCUAAUUGAUGGGGAUUUCGCGUCCAAUCACGGCGGGUGGGGAUUUGGGUCCAGUACUGGUGUAGAUCCACAGCCCUAUUUCCGCAUCUUCAAUCCUCUUCGCCAGAGUGAGCGAUUCGAUCCAGAGGGAGAGUAUAUUCGCCGCUGGGUGCCGGAACUGCGCGACGUGUCUGACAAAGCCAUUCACGACCCUUAUUCCAGGGGAGCGGCGGCCAUUGCGCAGAAGAAUGGCUACCCCAAGCCCAUUGUAGACCACGCAGAGAGUCGAGAUCGAGCAUUAGAGCGGUUCAAGCGUGCGCUUCAGAAAGCGUGA